This is a messenger RNA of Peronospora matthiolae, 2436 nucleotides long. The record is from the annotation of a GenBank genome assembly. Lineage: Eukaryota; Oomycota; Peronosporomycetes; Peronosporales; Peronosporaceae.
AUGUCGUCCAACAACACCUCGGCCAGUGUCUCCAUCGAUAAGUUCGAUGGGGACAACUACUCAACCUGGUGUCGCUACAUGCGCGGUGUGUUUCUGACGAAGUCAGUCUGGUACGUCGUGAACCGCGAAACGUCUCCAACCUUCACCGACACGCGAGCUUCCGACGAGUACGUCAAGGCGAGCAACAUCGCGUUCGGGUUGAUGUUGCUCCACAUGGACGCCGACUACCACCAUGUGGUCGACAACUGUGAAGAAGCAUGGACAGCGUGGUCGCGGUUGAAGAUGCUCUAUGGUGGGUCGCAGAAGGCGGGACGCAUCUACCUCAAGCGCCAGCUGUUCAGCAUCAAGAUGGCGGAAGGUGCCAACGUCUUGCACCAUUGCAACGAAGUCUUGAACAUCGGCGCCAAGCUCAGCAGCAUCGGUGCCAAGAUGGAAGACGAAGACAUUGCGAUCUGCUUACUGCGCAGUCUGCCCAAUAGUUUCGAGAACGUGGUUCUCAACUUGGAGAUGAGCAAUGCAGAGCUGCGCACGCAAGAUGUGGUCAAGGUGCUGACUAACGAGCACAUCAAGCGACAAGGCGAGAAGAUGACAACGGCAACGACAACGGUGAAGACUGAAGAUGCGACAAAGGCAUUUAGUACCGAGCGCAAGCCCUACCAAUGCACAUACUGCGGCAAGGUGGGGCACACGGCAGAGCGUUGCUGGACGAAGCAAAAGGAUGAAAGUCGAGGAGCCCAACGCGGCGGCAAUGGUCGUCGACGCGGGUCAAACAAUGUCCACUGGCGACAUUAUGAUGAAGGCAACAGCUACGAUCGAGUGGCGUUUGCAGUUUCGUUCGAAUGCGGAGUUUCGACGAACAAGAAUGGACCAGAAAUGUGGGCCGUUGACAGCGGGGCAACACAUCACAUCUGCCACGACAAGUUCAAGUUUGCAAGCUUGGUCGAAGGCAAUGAUGGCGAGAUCCUGGUGGCUGAUGGCAACAAGGCGGCCAUCAAAGAGCGCGAGAUCGAGAUCAAGAACGCGCUCUAUGUGCCCAGCAUGAGCAAAAAUCUGCUCUCGGUGCCGCAGAUUAACAAGCACGGCAACUUCCAAGUGGUGUUUGACGGGGAUACGAUGUACGUCGCUCGCAAGGAUUCCAAUCAAGUGGUGGCAGCUGCGGAUCUUGUAGACGGACUCUACUGGCUUCGCACGACGCAGCGAUCGGCCAAUGCGACAUCACUCAGCAACGCUGUUGAUCUACAUGCGCGAAUGGGCCAUGCUCCAGUCGACGUGCUUCGCAGGAUGGUGACAAGCCACAUGAUCAAGGACGCUCACAUCCCUUCCAAGCCGAAUGGAUCAAGUGUGUGUCGAGGAUGCCAAGAAGGGAAGAUGGUCCAAAAACCAUUCCCGAGCAACCGUGACAAGCGCACCUACAACACCUUCGAGAUGCUCCACUUCGACAUCUGCGGACCCAUGGAAGAAAAAUCUCUGGGUGGCAGCAAUCAGAGAGCGAAAGAGUGCAUCAAGAAGUACAUCACGAUGAUACAGACGCAGUUCAACAAGAAGGUCAAAUUUGUGCGACACGAUGGAGCCCGCGAGUUUGCGACGAACUCGCUUCAAGAUUUCUACGAAGUCGAAGGCAUCGAGCAACAAACCACGGUGCCAUACGCACAUCAAGCCAAUGGAACUGCUGAACGCGCGAUUCGAACUAUCGUCACCAUCGGUCGUAGCAUGCUCCAUCAUGCCAAGUUGGACAAGUGCUUCUGGGCUGAAGCGGCAAUGACGGCCGUCUAUGUGAAGAACCGUUUGCCGUCACCCAAGAUUCCACACAAGACACCGUUCGAGAUUGUCUACAAUUCUGAGCCAAGUGUCAAGCACAUGCGCGUUUUUGGGUGCCAAGCAUACAUCUUGACCCCGAAGGAGAAACGACUCAAGUGGGAUCCCAAGGCCCGGGCUGGAUUGUUUUUGGGCUACGAAGAAGUGUCCAAGGCGUAUCGAGUUUACGACAUCGAAGCGGGGCAGGUGAUGAUAAGUCGCGAUGUCAACUUCGAUGAGUCGGCCUUUGGAAUGUCGAUGCUGAUUUCCGAUGACGAUGUUGAUGGCCUGGACUUCGAAUCGAUCGAUCUUGAUGAUGAAGAACCGCGUCCGAGACACUUCAAACAAACAGGAAAGCGCAAGGCCCAACCCAGUCACGACAAUGACGACGCAAGCAUGCCCCGAGCAGUGCGCCAACGACCCGGAUUGGAAGAGUCAAGUGCGCCGGAUGACCUCUCUUCACGUCGAGCCAACGAAGAUGAAGAAAGGAAGUCGGAGGAACAACAUGACACACCGACUUCCUCCGCGUUUUGGCAUGCGAGUGCAAACGCCGUCGAAGCAGCGGUCGAUUUUUCGGAGCCGUCGACAUUUGAAGAAGCAGUAUCUGGCCCGGACCAAGUACACUGGCGCAAAGGCAAUUGA